Symbiodinium sp. CCMP2592 is the source of this 2565-nucleotide messenger RNA. The record is from the annotation of a GenBank genome assembly. Lineage: Eukaryota; Dinophyceae; Suessiales; Symbiodiniaceae.
AUGACCAGCUGUUCGGCGGCCGUCGCGAUCCAUCGUUCAGUAAAAUGGGACUUCCAUGCUGCUGCUGCUAUUAUGCUGCUUAUAAACUUCUUGCAAGCCGCUCUGUGCGGUGGCACGGGACCGGGCGACAGAAUCUAUUGGCUCGGGAACAAGAGCAGGCCGUCUGCAGACGAGCAAAAGAUCUACGCAGAUCCCAGCCUUGUGGUGGAUCCCGCUAUGUGCUUCGAAACCGAAAGUGUCUUGUUGCAGAUCAGAUUAUUUUCCGAACGAGCCGGACCGUGCAUGCACCUGGCAGAGGUCACGACGCUGACAAACGGCACCAUCAAUAUGCGGGUCCUGGAGUACAUCCAGGCGGACAGCCCUGGCCUGCAGCUGUUCAGCCUCAAUGGGGUGAGCGUAGCCCAACACGGGCCGGCCUGUUUGGGCCUUCUGGUGGUAUCGCGGAUGUCGAACGGCUGUGGCAUUGCAUACCGAGAUCUUGGACCUCAGGAGGGCCACGAAGUGACAGCGUAUGCGUGGAACUCUGAAGAAGUUCCACGCGCAGGCUACAGGCUUCUCCCGGAGUGGCCGUCUGUGCGUAACCGGCGGCAGUUCUUGGUUGCGGUGAAGGUCCUGCCCAUGCUUGAAAGCAUCCUCCAAAGCUCCGCUCAUUUCAUGGCGCAGCCAGAAUGGGCGGCGCUGCAACGGGUGCUGGAAUCCGGGGACGACUGGCUCAGUCCUGAUGUCGACUCACACUUGGAUGCAGUGGCAAUGCUGCUGGAAAGCUCGGCUGCGCAGCCCGCCGUCAUCGUGGAGCUUGGGAAGUUUGCGGCCGCUGCAGUGGCCUUCACUAACCCAGGCUCAGCCAAAGAGGAUGCCUGGACGCGUGACUACUAUGCGAUGACUACUUUCUAUCUGCUUGAAGCCAUGCGCAAAUGGGAAAAUCCGGAUGAACAUGACGGAGUCGUGCACCUGCUCGUGUCACAAGUUCAAGAGGUGUGGGGGUCAGAUUUUGCCCUGGCUGAACAUCGCGGCUGGAUAACUGGCUUCGGCUUCUGGGAUGCUGCAGCCAUCUUGCUUCGAGGCUAUUGGCCUGCAGGCACCAGGCCCCGUUCCCGCGAUGCUGGCUCAGAACUUCUCGCUCACAUGCGGGCUGCGGGCACGUGGCUGGUGGAGAACGACCACGAGGAGUUCGAAGCCUUGCUUUCGCCGCCGCCGCCGCGUCCUGCCAUCUCCUGGUGGGCACAGCCCCAGGUGUUUGAUCCAAUAACAUUGCGGCACCAAGUGCUUCCAAGGAAGACUCUGCGCAUCGCCAUCGUAGAGGAGCACCGUAUCGACUACCAGGAGCUUCGAGCUCUAUUGAUGCGCGUGUCGAAAGAGUUGUUUGACGCUGCUCUGACGACCGACAGCUACUUUCUUCAAGAACGAGAUCCGCUUGGUAACGAAGUGCGGCCUGAAGAGUGGGACGCAAUGGGGCGACCUGCUGAGCAGAGCGGCAACAUCUCGCAUCUCUACCUCCUCCACGGCAUAGAGGCCGGCUUCGAGGAGGUGUGGAGCUGGACAGACAGCCCUAAAUGGUCUCAGACAGACCUGGUGGCUGGCUGCUCUCCCAUCUGGGCCUGCGUGGCCUUGAAUCAGGCGCUUGAAGGCAUGCCCAUCAUCGUUCGACAGAACAUGGCACUGUUGCAGUUCGUCGAAGAUUUGGAUAACCUGCCUGUCUUCUGGAGCCUUCUUCGUGGCUUUCUCUUGUCGCCACAGGUGAGCCUGGCAUGGAAACACCGGCUGGGAUGCGAGCAAGUCUUCUAUCAGAUUGGCGCCCGCCCCGCCUAUGUCCCGUUGAUCAGCUUGCACACAGACGGCUUCAAAUACCGGCCGACGAAGCCAGAUGUACUGGUUCACAGGUGCAGCCACCGAGGCUUCUCGCAGCUCAUUCACUUCUUGAAGGCUGUUGCGGAAGGUGUUCCAGAUGUGAAGCUGGAGUUUCUGACAGACUUGCAGAAAGUGCACAAGAAGUUUCUGACCUGGAAAGAGUUUACCGAGUAUCAUGCACUUGUCCUCAUCCCGCACGUUCCCAACACCAUCAGCUUUGCGGAUGCGUACGCAAUGCACAUUCCCAUCUUCCUCCCCGACGAGCCUGAGAUAUGGGGUUGGACAUGGUCGCAGUCUGAUCCGUACGCUGGCCCCGGCUUUCCUCAAAAACAGCAGCAAGCCCCUUGGACUCUAGCUGACGACGCACCGGACUGGUGGAAAGCUGCAGGUGGCGACAAACAGCAUCCUUUCGGUGCCUUCGAGCAUCUGACGACCGAGUUCUCCAUACAGUACUUCAUCGACCGGGCAUACUGGUUCCAAUACACCGAGUACCACCUAUUGCCCUUCACCCGACGUUUCAGGGGCAUCGCGAACUUGCUUGCACAGCUGCAGGAUUACACACCAGAGAAAGCGAUGGCAGACAGUCGCAACAUCGCAGCGGAGCAGGUGAAGAGGGAGAUCUUGACUAUAUCCUGGAUGUCUACGACCAUCGCACACGGCUUAGCAAAAAAGUAUGAAGAAAGCUACUGGGCAUCGUGGCAAGACAGAAUGGCAUAG